Messenger RNA from Haliotis rufescens (red abalone), 2121 nucleotides. Its product is annotated as extensin-like. Lineage: Eukaryota; Metazoa; Mollusca; Gastropoda; Lepetellida; Haliotidae. The transcript is spliced from 3 exons. The coding region runs from base 1 to 2121 and encodes 706 amino acids. The record is from RefSeq and is a predicted model, not a curated record.
AUGGCAGAGUUCGAGUUUUUCGACGAAGGGGAGAGCGACUGGCGCCAAACUGCAGUAGAGAAGUUCACCCGUUUGGAGGUGGAGGCGUCAUGCCACACCCCUGCCCUCAUCCCACCCCCAUCCCUGUCGCUCAGCCACACCCCUGCCCUCAUCCCACCCCCAUCCCUGUCUCUAAGCAACACCCCUGCCCUCAUCCCACCCCCAUCCCUGUCUCUCAGCCACACCCCUGCCCUCAUCCCACCCCCAUCCCUGUCUCUCAGCCACACCCAUGCCCUCAUCCCAUCCCCAUCCCUCCACACCCCUGCCCUCAUCCCACCCCCAUCCCUGUCGCUCAGCCACACCCCUGCCCUCAUCCCAACCCCAUCGCUGUCUCUCAGCCACACCCCUGCCCUCAUCCCACCCCCAUCCCUGUCUCUCAGCCACACCCCUGCCCUCAUCCCACCCCCAUCCCUGUCUCUCAGACACACCCCUGCCCUCAUCCCAUCCCCAUCCCUGUCUCUCAGACACACCCCUGCCCUCAUCCCACCCCCAUCCCUGUCUCUCAGCCACACCCCUGCCCUCAUCCCAUCCCCAUCCCUGUCUCUCACCCACACCGUUGCCCUCAUCCCACCCCCAUCCCUGUCUCUCAGACACACCCCUGCCCUCAUCCCACCCCCAUCCCUGUCUCUCAGCCACACCCCUGCCCUCAUCCCACCCCCAUCUCUGUCUCUCACCCACACCGUUGCCCUCAUCCCACCCCCAUCCCUGUCUCUCACCCACACCCCUGCCCUCAUCCCAUCCCCAUCCCUGUCUCUCACCCACACCGUUGCCCUCAUCCCACCCCCAUCCCUGUCUCUCACCCACACCCCUGCCCUCAUCCCAUCCCCAUCCCUGUCUCUCAGACACACCCCUGCCCUCAUCCCACCCCCAUCCCUGUCUCUCAGCCACACCCCUGCCCUCAUCCCAUCCCCAUCCCUGUCUCUCAGACACACCCCUGCCCUCAUCCCAUCCCCAUCUCUGACACACCCCUGCCUUACCCCACCCCAAUCCCUGUCUCUCACCCACACCCCUGCCCUCAUCCCACCCCCAUCCCUGUCUCUCAGCCACACCCCUGCCCUCAUCCCACCCCCCAUCCCUGUCUCUCAGCCUCACCCCUGCCCUCAUCCCACCCCCAUCCCUGUCUCUCACCCACACCGUUGCCCUCAUCCCACCCCCAUCCCUGUCUCUCAGCCACACCCCUGCCCUCAUCCCACCCCCAUCCCUGUCUCUCAGCCACACCCCUGCCCUCACCCCACCCCCAUCUCUGUCUCUCAGCCACACCCCUGCCCUCAUCCCACCCCCAUCUCUGUCUCUCAGCCACACCCCUGCCCUCAUCCCACCCCCAUCUCUGUCUCUCAGCCACACCCCUGCCCUCAUCCCACCCCCAUCCCUGUCUCUCAGCAACACCCCUGCCCUCAUCCCAUCCCCAUCUCUGUCUCUCACCCACACCGUUGCCCUCAUCCCACCCCCAUCUGUCUCUCAGCCUCACCCCUGCCCUCAUCCCACCCCCAUCCCUGUCUCUCAGCCUCACCCCUGCCCUCACCCCACCCCCAUCUCUGUCUCUCAGCCUCACCCCUGCCCUCAUCCCACCCCCAUCCCUGUCUCUCAGCCACACCCCUGCCCUCAUCCCAUCCCCAUCCCUGUCUCUCACCCACACCCCUGCCCUCAUCCCAUCCCCAUCCCUGUCUCUCAGACACACCCCUGCCCUCAUCCAUCCCCAUCUCUGACACACCCCUGCCCUCACCCCACCCCCAUCUCUGUCUCUCAGCCACACCCCUGCCCUCAUCCCACCCCCCAUCCCUGUCUCUCAGCCUCACCCAUGCCCUCAUCCCACCCCCAUCCCUGUCUCUCAGCCUCACCCCUGCCCUCAUCCCACCCCCAUCCCUGUCUCUCAGCCACACCCCUGCCCUCAUCCGAACCCUAUCUCUGUCUCUCAGCCACACCUCUGCCCUCAUCCCACCCCCAUCUCUGUCUCUCAGCCUCACCCCUGCCCUCAUCCCCCCCCCCCCCCGUCUCUUAGCCACACCCCUGCCCUCACCCCACCCCCAUCUCUGUCUCUCAGCCACAUCUCUGCCCUCAUCCCACCCCUAUCCCCGUCUCUGA